Molecule: messenger RNA, 2237 nt
Organism: Brassicogethes aeneus
Lineage: Eukaryota; Metazoa; Arthropoda; Insecta; Coleoptera; Nitidulidae
Source: the annotation of a GenBank genome assembly
ACAUAACCUGAAAUUCUAGAAAUGUCUGGAAAAUUGGGUGGAUGUAAAGUGGUGUAAAACAGCCGUAUAGUUAGUGAUUUAAUUUUAAUUUACCACACAUGUGUUCAUGACUAAUUCCUUGAUAAAACUGCGUGAAAAUGGCAAAAUCGUCGCUUUCUCAAAGUGGUGCAACCUCGGAAAGUUCAGAGGGAGAGAACAGUGAUUCAGAUUUGGAAAAAUCGUCGAAAUCGUUGUGUGUUAUGAAGAAACAGCCGCGAAUAUCGACGCCGAUCAGUCUUUUGAUAGAAUCUUUGGUUAUGAACAUCUGUACGAUCUAUGAAACAGAUGCUCAGAAAGCCAAGGAAAUGUAUAAGUUAAUUUGCAGUAAACUGCAUAAAAUGAGGAUGAUAGACGAGAGCUACAACAUGAACGAGUUUGAAGGGAUGAGGAGUCAGCUGCAAAAGGGUUUCAUACAUUUGAUAACAGCAAAUCAAAACAAAAAGUUGACUUUGAUGAAACCGACAUGGCCUAAGAACGACAUAACCGACUCGCACUACCUGAGAGAGUUUGAAGAGGUGGAAUACAUAGCCGGGGGAGGGUUCGGGCAAGUUUUUCUAGUCAGGCAUAAAUUAGACGGUACAAGCUAUGCAAUGAAAAAAAUACCCAUUCGUUGUGAAGGUAUUGAUGCUGUGCGUUCCUACUUAUCGGAAGUUAAAACUUUUGCUAGCUUAAACCACUCGAAUAUAGUACAAUACAAAGCUGCCUGGUUGGAAAUCGUUCAAGGCUGUUAUAAUAAUAACGCAAUAAAAACCAAUAGAGAAACGCAAAAUUCCAAAACAAGUCACGUUGAUGAUGAAUAUGUUUUCUCCAAAGACGUAACUUUAUCAUUCUCAGAGAGACAGUCUCAAGACACGGACUUCGAAAUAGACUUUGAACGUAGCCUAAGCAAUAUCCGUAACCUAACCUUAACAACAAAAUCAAGAACUAACCUCACAAAAGACAAAUCUAAGAGUGCUUCGGAUAUAAACGCUUUGUGUAAAGUAAAUUUCAACAAAAUUCAAGAGUUAAGGAUUAUUAAAAAACCCAUGAAAUGGGCUACGUUAUACAUACAGAUGGCACUGUGUCAGUCAACUUUAAAACAAUGGUUGGAGAAAAGGAAUGAGAUUGAAAGAAACAGUAAAGGUGCAUUAGUUCCUAUAAACAAUCAAAAAGUUAGGUUUAAGACGAAUAUGGAGAUUUUAAUGCAACUUUUAAAGGGUAUCGAAUACAUUCAUUCCAAGGGGAUCGUGCACCACGACAUAAAACCCAGCAACGUGUUCAUCCAGCCCGACGACGGCAACAACGUACUGGUGCAGCUGGGCGAUUUCGGCCUGGCCUGCCCUCUGCAGAGCGCGCGGCACACCUUGGCCUUCGGCACCAAGCUGUACGCCGCUCCCGAGCAGCUGGCGGGCGAGUGCGUCGCCAAAAGCGACCUCUACUCCCUCGGGAUCGUCCUGUACGAGCUCGUAGAGACGUUCCACACCGACAUGGAGCGGGUGGGGAGCGUCACCGAGCUCCGCAGGGGCGCUUUAGAUGAGGGGUUGAGGCUACGAGAGCCCCUAUUGGUCGGCAUCGUGGCCGAGCUCACCGCCGCCAACUGGCAGGCCCGCCCAGCCGCCUCCGAUCUGCUCAAGAGGGUCGAAAAGACCGAAGAGAGCGAACAGAUUGAAAACUUAAAGAGGAUUUUGGCCGAUAAAGAGAGAGAGAUCAGUCAGCUGAAGGAGUUGCUCAAAACUCACGGCAUUAAUGGGCCCCAUUAAUGUCAAAAAGAAUGUCUUAAAAUGUCCUUACAUUUAAAGAACAUGUUAAGGUCUGUGAAGAAACUUUCCAUCAACAAUAAAUUGUCAACUGAACCUCUGGUACUUAACUGAGAUUCUUACAACUGUGUCAUUACCUUAACAGUGAAAAAUAUCUCACCAAGUCCAAAAUACGGUUCCAUAAAAACUUCCACUUCUACAUCUUUGUUAUUACAUUAGAUUAAAAAGUGGGGGUAGACAACUUUUUGAGACUGAAAUCUAAUUGCAUUGUAGCCUUGACAUUUUAGUACAAUAAUUUUUAAAAAGAUUUUUAUUACAAAGUGAUAUUUAUUGUAAUAAUCAUCAGUGAUAUUUUAUAUGUAGGUGCAUAAGUGUGAAUUUAAAUUAUUUUACACAAAUUUUCUUGCAAAGAAAAUAAACUCGAAAUGUUGAUUUAUUUUAUAAUAAAAUAUUUCAAAGAUA